UUCAAGAGUCAGAUGAUGAUGUUUUCACUUAUGAACCUGAUUCUGCCGAAUUUCUGGAAGACAUCUACACAAUUAUAAAGCAACCAUCCGUUGGACUGGGAAUGGGUGUCACAGUCGACAAGUCUCGUGGGAACACCAUAGCUGAGGGUGUGUCAGUUAAAAGUAUAACUGAAGGAGGAUCUGCUGCUUUGGCAAGAAGUCCAAGGGGAGUGGGGCUAAAACUCGGAGAUCAAAUUAUCGCAGUCAAUGGCACCCACCUCAGAGGAAUGGACCAAGAAGAUGUGAUCAAGAUCUUCAGAGAUCUGCCAAGUUCAACGCAAAAAAAAAUUAGAAGGUCUAAGUUGACUUCCCAGGGAUUGGACUCUACUCAAAGAGCAAACAAGAAAACUGAGCCAGCAAAGAAAUCUGUCCCACAACACCCUACGCCCCUUCCCAAACCUCCGGGGAGUAAGCGAAGGUCGAGUCUUAGGGGAAAGGUAAAACCUGGUACACAGGAAGAGAGGUUCCUGUCAUCUGACAAAACAGAUGAGGUGCCAUCCUCCGAGUGUGUCAAAAAAAAAAAAGAAAGUGAUGCUCCACGUACAGAAUAUGUUGCAGAGAAAAAAGACCAUAAUGGAAUUAUAGUUCCACGGAACACUGACGAACAAGAGAGGAGCACAAAGAAUGAAGAAGAAUUGCGAAGUGCAUCAAAAUCACGAUUUAAAGAACAGAUUAAACCAGUCACAGAUGUCAUAAGCACAGACAAACACUCAACAAAUAAGAAUUCGGAGAAAGUUAAGGACGAAUUGGGGGACAAUUUGAUGAUUCCAUUUGGCUACAGGAAAAUGGAAAUAAGCAUUAAGAAGGGAGCUAACUCCACGCUUGGUCUUUCUUUGGUCCCAAGCUAUGGGAACCUUAAGGGAUACUUCCAGAUUCGCAGACUACAGUCUGGUAUGGUGUGUGCUCAAGAUGGACAACUUCAAACUGGCGAUAAACUUGUGUCAGUUAAUGGCGCAUCCUUGAAGGGUGUCACUCACUCGAUGGCAUUGCAGUUGCUCAAGAAACCAACAGAAGUUGUCACGUUUGUGAUUUUACGGGAAGGAGUAGAUCGUCAGGAGAAAAUAUCAAGUAAAAAAAGUGAAUCCAAGUCUGAUUUAUCAUCUGGUCAAGAUACUACUGUCGUUCAAGAAUGCGGAGUCCACGGUGAGCCAUCAUCGUCGUUAAAGGGAGAAGAGGCAAAAACGUUGCCGUGUGCGGAAAAAGCUGUAUCUCUUGGCGCGUCUCAGCAAAGCAGGGAAUCGGAAAAAUUAGGUAGAAGUGAUGACUCUUAUUUAGGAAGUGAUGAAGAUGUAAACGUUGAAGAGGAUGUUCCAGAACUGCCAUCUUCACCUCCGCCCCCACCAUUACUGGAUGUAGACGAUUUUUUAGAAAGCGAUCUGUCUGUAGCUCCUCCAUCAUUUUCUCCCCCUCCUUCACCAGUUCCAAAAAAAAUUGACUAUGACUUGUCUUUAUCACCCAUUCCCGUUGUUUCUCCACCGCCCGACCUUAGUCCAAGAAUGAAGGAAUUCCUUGAGCAAGACCCUUUCAGAACUGAUCAUCAUGAAAGCAACAGAAUCAAGUCCAUUGAAGUCAACGAGAUCUCACCGGAAUCUAGUUCUAGCAAAAAAAAAGCUUGUUCUCCUGGCAAAGGAACAGGUACGAGUUGGGAUUUUCAGUCUUUGCUUGAUGCUUGCAACGAUUUGAAUUCAGACGAAAAGGAUGAUGAGUUUACAUCUGAACGAACAACUAGCGCGGAGGCAACUUCGUUGUCAGGCAAUUGCAAACCCGGUUUGCCAUCGAAAAAAAUGAAAACAAAGGACACUCAUUCAGAGAAAUUAUUGGAGACGAGCACGGGAUCAAAAAAAGAGGGAAGUGGCUACGAGAAGCGUCUACAAGACCUGGAUUUAGAAAUAUUUUCAGCAAAACCUGAAUUUGGAGUUUGUAAAGGUCCUCCAUCCUCGGUUAAAGGUCACCACACAAAGAACAUCACAACACCAAAUACAACUGAACACAAAAUAGGCGUUGACGUGAAACCAAAAAAAGGUAGAAGAGUAGAGAAUGUUCCAUUUGCUAUUACCUAUCAGAGAAAGUUUAGAAACCUUGGCUUUAAAGUGGACCUAACAAGGGAGAGGAAGGUCAUUGUGUCAGAUGUUAAAAAAAUUGGCUUAGUGGGAAAAGAUGGGAAUAUCAGGGUUGGAGAUGUUCUUUUGUCGAUUAACGACUCCUCCCUAGAAGGAAUGGCCCUUAAAGAUGUCCAAAAUAUGGUCAAGAACUGCCCAAGGGGAGAUGUAAGAAUUGUGGCCCAAGCCGGACCUAAACCACCGAAGCCGACCGAAUACCUUGACGAAACAGUCUCAUUUCAGAAGAAAAAGGGACAACUUGAAGAGAUACCUGACCUAAUCAGCCCAGCAGACCGGGAAGCUCAACCGAGUGUUUUUCCUAGUGUGGCAGCCCAAACACCUUGGGUGGACAUCCCCAAUGAGCUUAUCUCUCUGAAAACAGCAGAAACUUCUGGUGGAACAGUUUCAAACUUACUUUCAUCAAACAUUAUACCAGAUUCAGAAGAAAGUGUUACCUCUAUAACUCUGUCUCAAGAACUUACUGAUGACUUAAUUACAACAGAGGGAUGCGAAGACAGUGAACUGGAAGAAACUGAAUUUGAUGGUCUGCCUCCUUCUGCUCCUCCUCCACCAUUGCCGAGAAAUGACACAGAUGAAGAAAGUUAUUCUGGUGAAGUGCCUGAAAAAAAAGCGGAAGACAUUGGAGAUAACGUACCUUUGAGCCCACCAGCCAAUUUCGAAGACUUUGUUGAUGAAAGUAUUGAAUCUGCGUUAUCUUUCGACCCAGAAGUAGAGGAAGUAAGCACAUUAGCACCACAGCCUCCGCGUCUGUUCAGUGAAGACGCACAGUCACCCUCUUCAAAAAAAAUUCAGAAGAAGGAGAACUUAAAGCAAAAGUCCGAUAUACAAUAUGCUUCACAAGAGAAGCAGAAACGACUUCCUGAGAACUUAAAACAACAGAUACCACCAAUUAAACCCCCUAGAUUGUUUGGAGACAAUGUAAAAGAUGAAAGCAUACAUCAAGAAGUACCCUUAAAGGCCAUGAACUAUUCGUGUGUGGAAGAUGCAGCUGCUUUGGAGUCUCUGCCGUGGAAUGGACUGGAUAAAAGUCCAAUCAAGCCGCCAAGUUUGUUUGAUGACGAGCUAGAAAGUCUCCCAAGCUUACCGAGUGCUCCGCCGCCACCUAAACCAAGAAGACAAUUUAUCAGUCUGGACACAGAUUCCUCGACUUCUUCGUCGCCACUUCAUUCUUGUCGGUUUGAUCGGGAAUCGCCAAGUCAUUCACCAAAUAUUGAAAGCUCGAAUCUUAUGGUAGAAUCUGGAUCAUCAUCCCCUUCCCAUGGACAUACUUCCAUAUUUGGCAUACCAGAUGCAUUUAGUGACGUGCCUAUUCAGCCGCUGGAUGACGUAGAUGAUGACAUGUCAAGCCUUCCUCCUGCCCCUCCACCACCUCGUUGUCCAGUCAACAGGUCAUCUAGCUGGUCUGUCAAAUCUGAUGAGUCGGUUCCAUCGCCACUUGGAGAUGUACAACCUACUCAUAACACCAACCCUCUACCACACCCCGUCAAACCAGAACGAAAGAAUUCAAAGAAAAGGAUAUUACCCUUGCCAAGCAAGUCAAAAAGAGGAAAAAAACCAUCGGAGCAAUCUGGUUCCUCUGGUAGAGGCAAUGGACUCCAUGAAUCACUAGCCCACCCUAUUCAGGUGGAUUUUGUUGCUCCAAUAACGUCAAGUGAUGCCAAUGAAGCCGAUUCAUUGACGCAUGUGGAGCCACCCGAUGAUGACAUGGAAAGCUUACCCCCAGCCCCUCCUCCACCGAGGAUUUCACCCCUCACUGUAGAAAGUUUGGAAAGUUUUGCAGAUGGUUUACAAGUUGUUAACGUUAAAACCAGCCCUGCGCAUUCAGCCCUUGAAGAAGACAGAGCCAUAUCAUCAUCAUCUGUGCAUCCAUCUCAAUCCUCUCCAAAGAAAAAGAAGAAAUCUUUUAGAAGAAAUGUGAUAGAGAUGGAGGCUGAAGGAUUCAUACCUGAAUCUGGAGGCGUGUCAGUUCAUUUUCCUGUUGUACACGAGAGAGACCGCUCAGCAGACGGUUCCUGGAAGCAUCUUGCCCCACUGGAAGAUGACGUUGCCGUCACAGAUUCGUCCGAUGCAAUGUCCCCACCCCCCUUACCUCCGGAAAUGGAGCUUUGGUCAGAGGCCGGAGCAGCAGAAGCAGAGCUUGCUUUACUGGAUCGGAUAUUGACUUUAGAGGACUCGUCACGCUCUGGCAAUGAGCAGGACAGUGAAGGAGGAAGCUCGUCGUCCUGUAAGCCGCCAUCAUUUUUCACGGAAUUGUCAAAUCUGGACACAAAAUCCUCACAAAGUAAGGAAGGAUCAACAGAAAAUACAUAUCAAGAGACCCUUCACCAUUCCAUGAUGUCAACGGAAGGUUUUGGUCAGACCAACAUCGCCUUUUCAUCACAAGAGGAACUUUCUGACACGGACUCUGGAGGAACACCUGAUUUGGAACCCAAAAAAAAUAGCUCCUCGAUCAAUUCGACGGAAGCAAAUGUAGAGUCAAAACUCUAUUCUAAAAAAAUUGACUUGAGAGGGCCAGCACCAAGUAACACACAUUUCAAAUCAAAAGGGAAAAAAAAAAAACAAGUAACUGGAGGUGAAGAUCCGGCUGAGAAUUUCACCAAGCAAAGGAGGCCAGCUCCCCCUAUCCCUGCAAGACCGCCUGCCAAAAGCAAGGCCAGUGGCACACCUCGAAAGUCGCUUCCAGGGGGUAUAGCUGUGCUUCCCUCCAAGCCUGAUGUUAAACCAAAAGCAAUUUCUCCGUCACAAGAACCAACACAGCAACUCAAGAAAGAGCCAGAAAGACUAUCUUCACCAAUGAAAGAGAAGUCCACAAAGAAACUGUUCUCAAGAAGUCAUAAAAGUAAGGACAAAAAAGCUGAUCCCAACCAUCUACAAUCACCUGACACUUCAUUUGACACAAAUCCAAAAAAACAUGAAAGAUCGCGAUCUUGGACCAAGAAACUUUUUGGCUUUCGCAGUAGAAGUAGAAGCAAGAACCGAGAGAAGCCAAAGGAUCGAGAGAACAGGAGUCGAUCUGUAUCAAAAAAAAGAGGAUUGUUUUCCAGAUCAAAGAGGUCCAGUCCGCCUCUUCCUCCACCCACAACAAACAAGGACUUUUUGAGUAAACAAAAGAAAGAGAUUGGGAGAAAUGGCUCGGUUUACGACGACGUUGAAAAGCCAAUUUUCGACGAAACUAAAGUUCUCUCACAGACAUUGCCAUAUACUUUUAAAUUAAGUGAUCCAUCCUCACAGAGGAAAGACUAUGUAGAAAGGCACAAUAACAAAUUUGGUGUGUCAAAAACAAAUGAUGAAGGCAUGAGGCCUGCAGUGGCGACAAAAAAAAAAAAUUUUCAGCAAAGUGAAGAUGGUAGUUCAAUAGAACAAGAUGAAUCUUGCAAAAAAAGCGCGAAUGGCGAGAAUGAUAAUUUGGAUCAUCAUGAGACGGAAUUUGAGAUUGAUAUUCAAGGUGCCAGUUUGUUCACAGACGAUGAUGAUGUAGUGGAAUCUCAUGUUCUUGCUGAUGUGGAUACAUCCCUUGCAAACAGGCCACUUCCGCCAUCUCCCCCGAGACGUGAAAAACAACCGAAUGUAAGCGCCGUGAUAACAGCUGAAUAUGAAGAGCGCAAUGCCGUUAAAGAUAACUUCCCAACGAAAUCUCCUUAUAAACCUCCUGUUCCAAAGAAGCCCACUUUCCUAAAGUCUGGCAGUACUCCUAGUAGACAACAAAAAGACACUAUAGAUGAACUCAAACAGAAAAUCAACAAAGAAAGACUGGGAACGUCACCAUUUAUGACUGGGAAUCUUACCUCUGACACUGAAGAUAACGAAGCCCAGAACAGUGACGUUUUUCCAUCGCCUGAUACACCAGUUUUUAAGGCUAUGCCACCUCCAUUGGCACUACAAGCCAGUUCAAGUCUAGCUGAGAAGGACGACUUUAAUAUAGCGCCACUUUGUCCCAACUCACCAGGCCCUCCUAGAUUCAAACCAAAAAAACCACCUUUAUCUUUGAAGGCAGUUACUGUGCAGGAGAAUGCCACAGGAGAUGAAACAUCAGUUUCUCCGGUAUCCCCGGGCCCUCCUAAUUUUAAGCCAGCACCUCCGCCUAAAAAAACGCUGGUUCCAAAUAAGAACAUCGGUAGUGGAAACGAAGACCUAUCGAGCACAAUUGGUGUUCCCACUGUCAAACCUUUACCUCCAAUUCCUAUUCUCGGUAGGAGUAAAAAAAAAAAGGAUACAUUUCCAACGGAACAGAAUGAUGAAGAAGAUAACUAUGAUAUAGUCGCGCCAGUACUGCACAAUGACGAGCCUCGAAAAACGAAACCGCUACCUCCAAUCCCUACUGACCUGAACGUGAAGAGUACAGCUAACACCCUCGAGCUUACAUUGUCAAGACAGAACGAAAAAAAAGUUGACAAAAAAGAUUUCAACAACCCUGAGAUAUGGGAACAAAACACUGACCCAUUACCUUCACAAAUUCACCUGAAUGAGUACAAUGAUUAUCCACACUUGUCACAAGGGGAAGAACCAGUAGUCACACAGGAUGUCACUCAUGAGGUCAAUGCAUACAAUACGGAUGACUUUGAUAGCUCAGACUUUUCUUCUGAAUGGGAUGAUACUUGUAGUUCAACUCAAGAAUAUUCGGGCCAACUUUUUUCUGGUAAUAAGGUCGCUAGAAGUGCUAGUUUUUCUGCCGGAAAAAAACCAGUUCAGCGUCCCUCUGUUGUUGAUGAGGCGACGAAGCGAUCCACUCCUGAAAAAAAGUGUCCCCCUCCUUUCUUCCGUAGAAGGUCAUCCUCUUUACCUCAGCUUCUUGCCGACUCCCACACGAAUGAAGCGUCAGAAGGAAGAGUUGGGCAGGCGGAUCACUGGCACACUGGAAACCUUCAGCGGCUUAUUGACAGCAGGAACCAGGAGGAGGAUGUUGAUGAAGAAAAAAAGGAGGUGCAGCUUCUUAAAGAACAGAAAUCUAUUGGCUUAAUGGUCGUGGGAGGUCUGGACACCCAUCUAGGCAUGCUGUAUAUAAAAAAUAUUCAGCCCAACUCUCCAGCCGCCAGUUGCAAUCGACUCAGAGUUGGAGACCAGCUGUUACAGGUCAAUGAUAAUUGUCUUGUGGGAGUAACUCAUAAUGAGGCCUUGAACAUUAAAAAAAACACACCACCGCUGGUGAAACUCACUGUGGCAAGGAAGAAGAAUAAUGAAAGAAAAAAAAUUGAACUGGUGGCGGAAGGAAGGCGUGCUCCAGACACUGAAGAACCUAUCGUCUCCUCCGCUCGUGAAUCGAGCACAAUUUCAAAGACUGCGUCAGAUCUGCCCGUGAGCCCACUUCCUGACAGGGGCCAACGCCCCAAGUCAUUGAUUAGCCUCUCGUCUUUCGGAACGUCAUUUAGUAAUGAUCCUUCUCCGGCCUCUCCAUGUGGUUCGUUGGAUGAUUCUGAUGACUACAUCCCCGCCUACCUGGAGCCAGAGAGCCCGACACUGACCCUUCGUCAGGAUGACGUUCCCGUGACCAUUAUUGAUGGUAUUCCUGGUGGGUAUGACUCCACAACAACAGAGGAUGAAGAAGAAGUCAAGCCUGUCAGUAAAAGCGUCAGUUGGGCAGUCAGUAGUGACGACGCUAAGGUGUUUACUGUAGAACUCUUGAAGAAUAGCCGGGCAGGUUUGGGACUGAGUGUCACUGGGGGAGUGGACACAUCUCAUGAAGACAUCAUGGUGCGGCAGAUUCUCUCCAACAGCGUCACAGCUCACAAUGGACAUAUUAAGAAGGGAGAUAUCCUGUUGUCUGUCAAUGGCAAGUCCUUCAAGGGAUUAACAAAUUCAGAAGCCUUAACACUUCUCAAAGACACUCCUGAGCGGGUUACUCUUGUUGUAAGCCGGCCAUUAGGACAUAGACAACAAUCUAAGGCGACGAAUCCUCUUCGAAACAAAAAUCCCAACAAAGAAAAAAAAACUCAUUUUGAUGCUUGGCCUACGAGGGAGGAAUUGACUAAGAAGAAAAACCUAAAAAAAGCAAACAAUGCCACACCGCCAACGUUCGAGAAAAUCCCAUUAGACGUAGCGAAACAAAAUGGAGAACAUUCUACCUUCGAUCGUUUAAAGAAGAGAUUCUUCUCUAACGGUGGGCCCAUAAGACUCCAAAAAUUACCCCAUGGACCCUCUGUGACCGAAGUAACGCUUGAAAAGGGGGCCUCUGGAUUAGGGUUCUCUUUGGGAGGGGGCCAGGAUUCGCUUUAUGGUGAUGCUCCGAUUCAUGUGAGAUAUGUGUUCAAGGAAAGCGUGGCCGGAAGGAGUGGUGCUUUGAAGCCUGGGGACGAAAUUAUUGAAGUGAAUGGACAAAGGGUGGCAUACAUGGCAAAUGUGGACGUUCUUGAGCUGAUCAGAAGAUUGCCGUACGGACCAGUAGUUAUGAAGAUAAGACGGAAAUAACACAAGGCGCGGCUGUUAUUUGUUUAAACAGCUAGCCAAUCAUGGUGCAAAAAAAAUGUGCGCGAACAGAGAGGAAUCCUUUGUUCACAAUGCUGUUUAAUUCAGUGAAAAAAAUAAUCUGGAAUAUCGUAAGCUUGCUUUACCUCGCUUGCUGAUUGGUCUAGAAUCCCCCUUUCAACCUCUCAACCAAUCAGAUUUAAACCUAAAACGGAGUUGGUU
This is a messenger RNA of Stylophora pistillata, 8780 nucleotides long. RefSeq lists its product as uncharacterized. The record is from RefSeq and is a predicted model, not a curated record. Gene Ontology annotation, molecular function: protein binding. Lineage: Eukaryota; Metazoa; Cnidaria; Anthozoa; Scleractinia; Pocilloporidae.